GCAGCUGUCAGGUUAAAAGGGUCGACGUGGAGUGACCGCUCACGGCCCCUGACUUGUCUGCAGACUCGAGGAGUGCAGAGAUAGGAAGCAGAGACGGAAAUGCUCGGAUCUUGUUUAAAAAUAUUUUGGCAGUUUUAAUAGAUAAUAUUAGAUUGCAUAGGAACAGAGGCACGGAAUUUAAAAUAGAUUAGUCACGGAGGAAAUGCCAGGCUGUUUUGUUAGAAAAGUGUGCACAGUGAAUUACCUUCUUAGAUUUUCACUUUUUUGAAAAAUUUCCUUUCUAAGACAUACCAGAUUAUGACACGUCAUAAUUUGUAUGUGGGUUUCAAGAAGAAAUAUUGGGAAAGGGAUGCUUAGCAUUUACUUUAUUUUGGGGUGGAGGCUGAUAUUUUCCUGAAGACUUAAAGGAGCUGCUUUCAAUCUAAGUGCUAGUGAAAGUGGCUCUUAGAUUCAAGGGUAUCCCUUUUCCUCCAUUUUUUAGUAUUGAGACAUUUUAAUAUUGUCCUCUAAUUAAAUUAUCAAAUUAUGGUAUCCUUACAGGUAUUAAUAUGCAUAUAAAGGUUUUCUUAAGAACCUAUGGCUGCCUGGCAAGGUCAGCCUUCUUUAUUCUUGUUUGGGUGUUGGAUGCUGGACAGUUAGGUCUUGAAAGAAAAUAAUUUCAAGGAACCAUUGGGAAGUUUCUUGUUUUAAUUUUAUUAGUAUCUUGUACGAAAGUUAAUGUGCCAUCCUGGUAUUAGAAACACGUUAUAUUUCUUGGCUCUGGUGAUUCCCAGUUAUAGGUGAAUGAAUCAGUAAUAAUAAUACAAACAUGGAGGCAUUGUAGAUUUUUUAUUUCAUUUUGCUUACUAAUUGUGGAUGUUAUUAAAAUGACAGAAAUCCUUAGCAAUACUAUAGCUGAUAAAAGGAAAUUUAGUGAGUUCAUAUGUCUAGUAAACAAAUUGAUAUAUUUAAUAAUUUAUAUCUUGUCCUUUUUCAGAAUUAUUAAUACAAUUUAACCUCAACUAAAUUAAUUAAAAAUUUUCCCUUUUUGUGACCAGUAAAUAACACCCAUCGUCUUAUAGGGAAGUUAAUAUAUUUUCAUCCUCCCUCGUUGUUAGAGAAUCAGUUAAAGCAUUUGAUAUUUUAAUCACACUUUAAGGACAUAAUGGUUUAUUAUUUAAGAUGGGGGGGGUUGCACUGUGGUUGCUUUGAAAGAAGAAAUUAAGUGUAUUACAAAGUGGAAGAGAUCUUUGAAGAAUAUAUGGGUUGAACUUUAAGUAUUCAAAAUAAAAGGUGGUUGGAUGGAAACAGAAAUGUCAGGUUUUUUUGUCUCUUGACCUAAACUCUAAGACUUGGGCCUCGUUCCAUUAGAGGUCUGUUUGUUGGUGCAGUUCAUGUGCAUUAUGAAUAUGAUGUUUUAUGUUACCUUUGUGGAAAUGAGCAUUUUAUAAUAUGUUUUGAUCAGUAUUAAGAUCCAGCUAAUGUAUAAUUGUCUUGCAUAUGCAUAUUUUAUCGUGGAGUUAAUUAAGUAUAUUAAGUAAUAAAUAAUACUCUUUCAAGCAUGAUAGAAGAGUCUCAGCCCCUUUGUUUUGGAUUCAGUUUUAUAUCUUCUUUCAUUCUUUUAAGUGGAAUGAAGAAUAGUAGUUAUGAUAUUAAAUGCAAAUUUUCUUUUUGAUCUGGCAUGUUCAAAAACUAGUACAAUUGUAGAGUAUACUCUUAAACUUAAUAAUGAAACAAGUGGGAAUUCUGAGAAGUUGGUGCUGGAAAAAAAUAGUAAUCCUCAUCUUGUCAGAAUUCGCACAGCUAAAACCUGGCAUUAAGCUUUCAAACACUUUGUCAUUUCUCAGCACCUUGGAUUUAGGGGGCUGCGCAGUUAAUUUGCACAGUAUGUUAAUUUUAAGGAGAAAUUUCUAGAAAAAGGAUGCCUUCUACAUGCUCAGAGGACAUUCAUGUUUUUUGAAUGACUUGUUUGUUGGUUGGUUGAAGAAUUUCCAGCCAUAUCCUAUGAAGGGGUAAGACACUUUUUCCUCCAGUUUCAUUCAGAAUUCAGAAAAAAAUCAAUAGGAGGGAACAUUUUAUGUUCCCCAAAUUACUGUUAAUUCAUUAGGAGCUGUGUGUUCAACUCAUAGCUCUGACAGUAAUAAGAUCCUGAAUAUUUUAAGAUCACUGAAUGCUUACUGAUUUGCCUAGGUUAAAUUAUUUGGUACUUGGAACACAGAAACACCAGCUCUGCAAUCUGAAGUAACCCAUGAUCAUCAGGAGUGUCACUAGCCCAGGAAAAGACCAGAACACAAAGUGGCGUGGUUUCUACUCAGUGUAGAUGGCUUUCCCACCAUCAAAAAGCUGAAAAAUCGUAAGUCGAACCUGUGAGUUGGGUACCGUUUGUAGAUGUCAUGUAAAGUGUUAAUCAUAUUGUCUGAUGCAAAGUCAGUAUUCAGCAAAUGGCAACGUAACAGACUUCUCUUCUCCCGGAAUCUGAUUAUUCUUCACCUCACCUUUCACACCACAGAAGCAAGCAGCAAAACGCAUAGACAGAAGUCGAGUCCAUCCACAGUAAUGGCCGCGGCCUUACCCAGGACGCUGGGGGAGUUGCAGCUGUACAGAAUAUUACAAAAAGCCAAUCUGCUCUCUUAUUUUGAUGCCUUUAUCCAACAAGGUGGUGACGAUGUCCAGCAGCUCUGUGAAGCGGGGGAGGAGGAGUUCUUGGAAAUCAUGGCCCUCGUGGGCAUGGCCAGCAAGCCCCUUCACGUCCGAAGGCUCCAGAAGGCGCUAAGAGACUGGGUGACAAACCCCGGCCUGUUCAACCAGCCGCUGACGUCGCUGCCCGUCAGCAGCAUCCCCAUCUACAAGCUGCCGGAGGGCUCGCCCGCCUGGCUGGGCGUGUCCUGCAGCAGCUACGACAGGGGCAGCGGCGCCCGCGAGCCGCACCUGAAGAUCCCCAAGUGCGCCGCCGCCACCUGCGUGCAGAGCUUGGCUCAGGGCAAGGCCGACGCGGCGGGGAGCGUGGUGCUGCCGGGCCUCGGGGAGGCCAGACUCUGGCAGGGCCACCACGCCCCCGAGAGCGAACACAGCCUCUCGCCCGCCGACCUGGGCUCGCCCGCGUCGCCCAGAGAGAGCAGCGAGGCGCUGGACGCGGCCGCCGCGCUCUCCGUGGCCGAGUGCGUGGAGCGGCUGGCGCCGUCGCUGCCCAGGAGCGACGCGGGUGACGUGCGGGAGCUGCUGAGGAGCAACAAGAAGCUGGCCAAGAUGGUCGGCCACAUCUUCGACAUGAGCGACGACGACCCGCGCAAGGAGGAGGAGAUCCGCAAGUACAGCGCCAUCUACGGCCGCUUCGACUCCAAGAGGAAGGACGGGAAGCACCUCACGCUGCACGAGCUCACUGUUAACGAAGCGGCUGCUCAGCUCUGUGUGAAGGAUAACGCUCUGCUGACGAGAAGAGAUGAACUGUUUGCCCUGGCCAGGCAGAUUUCUCGAGAAGUCACCUACAAAUAUACCUACAGAACCACUAAGUCAAAAUGCGGAGAAAGAGAUGAAUUAUCCCCGAAGAGAAUUAAAGUGGAGGAUGGAUUUCCAGAUUUCCAGGACUCUGUGCAAACGCUUUUCCAGCAGGCCAAAGCGAAGAGCGAAGAGCUUGCUGCCCUUGGUUCACAGCAGCCUGAAAAGGUGAUGGCAAAGCAGAUGGAGUUCCUUUGCACCCCAGCUGGCUAUGAGAGACUGCAGCACGCCGAGCGGAGGCUCCCGGCGGGGCUCUACAGGCAGGCCUCCGAGGAGCACAGCCCGAACGGCGCGGCUUCUGACACCUCGGAUGGGCAAGGAGAAAGACCUUUGAAUCUCCGAAUGCCUAAUUUACAGAACAGACAACCCCAUCAUUUUGUGGUGGAGGGAGAGCUGAGUAGACUUUACUCCAGUGCGGCAAAGUCCCAAUCAGAGAGUCUUGGGAUUUUAAAAGACUACCCUCACUCAGCUUUCACGUUAGAAAAGAAAGUCAUCAAAACAGAGCCUGAAGAUUCAAGAUAGCUGUGAUUCUCCCACUGUUCUCUGGAAAUGGCAGUUGAAGGAUAAUGCUCCGUCAUAGAACACGCCUUAAUAACCAGCGUUGCCUCAUUCACUCAAACAGACUUCAUAGCCAAAGCAUAAGGACUGAUUCGGAGUCUGCGGAAACCAGGAAGGGAACACGGCAGCCACAAAGGAGAAAAUUGAGAGAAUGUUGCAGUCUGUAACAGAAAUACUGAUCCAUUCACAUUCCUGUGUAAGUCGUUUUAUGUGGAAAAGCUUACAAAUUAAUAUUGUAAGCAUUCAUUAUUUAAGAAUGUACAAUGUAUUUGUGUAAUUUAUAGAAGUAAAAUCUAGAUGUGGAGACAUGUUUGGUCCAGUAAAUGUGGAUACAGUUUAUUUUACUUGAAAUUUCACUAUUUUAAGUGUGUUUAGCAUAAAUAUUAUUAUAGGUUAGAGUUUAGAAUCUUUGCAGUCAUAAAGAAAGUUUAAGCGAUGUAGUUAUUGACAAGGUUGCAAUGGUUUUGGAAAAAUGGAAAGCAAAUGCUUAAUUCAAACCAAGGAAAAUAUUGUGGAUUUAAUAUUUGAUAAAACCAACUUUGUUUAACAGGAAAUGUGUCACUUUUGGAAGUAAAAUGUCACUUUUGCUGGCUCAGACCCACUUACGCAAUUAAUAAAUACUAAAGUAAAGUUUAAAAGAUGAACAAGAGAGUAGAAAAUCUCUCUUACGUAGUUGAUUCGAAUUGUAGUAUAUCAUUCUCUCAUCAUAAAAAUAGGAAGCUGGUCCUUGGACAGAGAACUUGAAAUAAGUGAACUGAUGUGUAAAAGCCGUGACUUAAACAUUGUUGUUGACGAAUGUGUUGAAUAGAUUAAGUCUUAGUAAGUUAACCCCAAAUGUGAUAAGGAUGGUGACUGUCAGAAAGGCUAUAAUAUAAAAUAGAGUCAGCACCAGUGUAUGUUUAGCAGUUCUUGAUGUCCUCGAUGGAGUCAGAGAAAGUAGGCGUCUCGCCCUUGGGGAAUGUCUUCCCACCCAGACCGUCCCAAGUGUGGACAAUUGUUACAUCCACAUUUGCAGGCAUAAUUCUGUGGAGGUUUAGUUGACACCUGGAUUCAUUAUUUAUUUUACAGUUUUGUGUACCUUUCAUAUUUGCAUAGGCAGUUUUUCUUUAAAUUCAUUUUAGCUUGAAAGUCUCUUCAAUUCCCCUAUUUAAUAAGUGGGCUGUGUGCAUAUUUAGGGGGGUGCUUCAAUGUUGAUAAUGUCCUUGCAUACUUACGAGAAGUUCACAUUGGAACCCAUAGUUUAAAAAAAAAAUACCAUUUCUACCAAUUUACAUUUUUUCUGUUGGUUUAAGAGAAGACAUUUGACAGCUUUACCUACUUCCUCCAGAUUCAUCUAAACCCAGAUAUUGAUGAGAACAGCAUCCUGAGUUGGGAUACAUACUACAUAUGUAGUGUUUUUUGUUUGUUUUUAGUUCUGCUCUAAGUCCUAACUGUGUACAAAAUACUAAGUCAUAAUCCGUUAUACUGGAGCUCAUCGGCCACACAUUAGAUGAAAUGUCUGGACUGUAGUCUCUGAUCACUGUCACAUGUAUAAUUGCUUUUUCAUUCUGAUUUGUAGAAUAGCUUUAUAGUAGAAACACCAGUAAACAACUUUUAUACUGUUGAAAGGCUCUUUUCCCCUAAGUGUUUUAAUUGUACCAUAGUGUUUUGCCCACUGAAGAAGCUUUUUAUGGACCUUGCAACUUUGUUGCUAGCUUGAGAUUGAUUAUUGUGGUUGUUUUGUUCACUGUGUAUAGAAAUAGUUUGAGUACGAUCUAAAUAGAUUGUUCAGUUUUUAAUAUUAGCCAUAGAACUGGUUAGUAUCUCAGUAGUUUCAUGAAACGUUUCCUGUAUUCUAAUCUAUUUUGAGAAAUUUUGUGGGUUUUUUUUUAAUUGUGUCUUACAGUUCAAGUUUGUAGAUUUUAAUAAGCAACAAUUUUUAAAGAUGCAGUGACCUUCCCGUUAAUACUUACCUGUCUUUCAUGGCCCCACAAACUGCAUCUUUAAAUCCAUAAGUAAGUUUCCUUAAGUAUCACACUUUCCUAGUCUUUCAAGCUUAAUGAUAAGGGGGAAGCACAAGAAAAAUUUCAGUAGAAUACAGUUUUUAUUUUGUAAACACUAAUGUAUUAAAUUUGCUAUAUACAUUGAAGCAAAUAAUAUAUAUUUUUAUUUGAAUUGUAUAUAUGAAUUGGAUGUUAUAACUAGUUGAUUUUUUCAUUGUGUUCGAGGUAUUUUCACUGAACAAGGUCAAUUGGUUACCUCAGUAUUAUAGCCGAUAUAGUCCAAGGGACCGUUUCUCCCCAAGUCUGCGUUGUACUUGAUCACGUGACGUCUGCGUUCCUGUGACUCUUACAUCUGUUGGUGAGGUGGGACGAGUGCACUUGCUUCCUGUGGCAAUAAAGAUUUCUGUGCCUCACACA
This is a messenger RNA of Enhydra lutris kenyoni (northern sea otter), 6431 nucleotides long. RefSeq names its product NGFI-A binding protein 1. The coding region runs from base 2368 to 3996 and encodes 542 amino acids. Gene Ontology annotation, biological process: negative regulation of DNA-templated transcription. Lineage: Eukaryota; Metazoa; Chordata; Mammalia; Carnivora; Mustelidae. The record is from RefSeq and is a predicted model, not a curated record. The transcript has 9 exons. Gene Ontology annotation, cellular component: nucleus. Gene Ontology annotation, molecular function: transcription coregulator activity; transcription factor binding.